Penicillium brasilianum is the source of this 1785-nucleotide messenger RNA. Lineage: Eukaryota; Fungi; Ascomycota; Eurotiomycetes; Eurotiales; Aspergillaceae. The record is from the annotation of a GenBank genome assembly.
AUGCCGACCGCAAUCCAGGACCUCCUCAAGGUUGAUGAUGACAGCUUCCCGUACAUCUACGAGGAAAAUCAUACGGUGAAGCUGCAAAGUGGACCUGGACUAGUUCGCCUGAAUGUCUACCGUCCUAAGACUCAGGCCAAAUGUCCGGUACUGAUCACCUACGGUCCGUAUGGGAAGGAUAUUCCGUACAAGGAUUUCCUGCCGCAUUCAUUCCAUGACCUGAACCCCGAACACCAAUCGGUGCACUCGGCAUUCGAGGUCCCCGACCCAGAGUACUGGACGAAGGAGGGAUACGCGAUUGUCCGGGCCGACGAGGUCGGGACCGGCCAGUCGCCAGGCAUCUGCGACACCAUGUCUAAGUCCACCAGCGAGGCCUUCGCCGAGGUCAUCCAAUGGGCGGCGGAUCAGCACUGGUCCACCGGAAAGGUCGGCUUGCUGGGGAUCAGCUACUUUGCGGGCACACAGUGGCGCGUGGCAGCCCGGCGUCCCCGGGGUCUGGCGGCAAUUGUUCCCUACGAAGGCAUGGCCGAUUAUUACCGGGACCGUUGCCGGCACGGUGGGAUCCUCACCGCGCCGUUCUUGAAAUUCUGGAUGGACCGUCAGGUGAAGUCGAAUCUGUACGGUCUGCCGGGCAAAGCAGCCCGGAACUGGGGCCCGGAUACCAUCGAGGGGGACCUCAGUGAGGAAGAGCUGCAGGCCAAUCUACGGGACCAGGCCGUCGACAACGCCCAGCACUUCUUCCGCGACGACGAGUACUACGCCUCACGCGACUAUAGUCUGGAGGAUAUCGAUGUUCCCCUGCUGUCUGUGGGCAACUGGGGCAGUAUUGUCGUCCACCUGCGCGGCAAUAUCGAAGGCUAUCUCAAUGCCGGCUCCCAGUACAAGUUCCUUCGCUUUACGGCCGGUCGUCAUGAUCUGCCCUUCUACUCUAAGGCGGAGGUGGAAGUGCAGAAGAGCUUCCUGAGUGCGUUCCUUAAAGACGACGACUAUGCCGGCUGGAAGACGGGCAAGAUGCCAAAGGUGGAUCUCAUCCUACGGCAGGGAAUGAUCCAGUAUGACUCGCAUGCCGCUGCUACAGGAGAAGUCUAUUCACGACGCGCCGAAAAUGAGUGGCCGCUAGCACGCACCGACUACACCAAGUAUUACCUGACUCCGCAGAAGAUAUUGACUUCGGAGGAGCCAUCCACCCCCAGUCAUCACACCCGACUGUCCUAUCGCGCGCUGACGGUUCCGGACGAUAACGAGUAUAUCCGAUUCGAGACCGCCGCAGCCACGCAACAGGUCGAAAUCACGGGUCACAUCGUGGCCCGCGUCCAUGUCUCCGUAACACCGGAUCUGGGCGGUCCCAUACCCAAAGAUAUUGAUAUCUUCCUGACUAUUCGUCACUGGUCGGCGGACGGCAAAGAGAUCUUCUUCACUGGCCCGAUUGGUAACCCCGUCCCUGUUAGUAAGGGUUGGCAGCGCGUGAGCCUCCGCAAGAUCAAUACCGAACACCCCAAUCAUCGCGCGUAUCGUCCUCAUCGGGACUUCUUCUCCACCGACGUGCAGCCCGUCCUCCCGGGUGAGAUCUACCCUGUGGAUGUGGAAAUAUGGCCCACCAACCUCAUCCUCAAUCCCGGCGAGAAAUUGUCCCUGGAAAUCAGCGGAGGGGAUACUCAGGGGGUGGGUAUCUUCAGCCACGAGUCCCCGGAAAGAUGUCCGGAGAGAUUUGGGGGCAUGAACUAUAUUCACUUUGGCCCGGGUCAUUUGAACUAUGUCGUCUUGCCGGUUAUCCCAGUAAAAUAG